Molecule: messenger RNA, 916 nt
Organism: Paramecium octaurelia
Lineage: Eukaryota; Ciliophora; Oligohymenophorea; Peniculida; Parameciidae
Source: the annotation of a GenBank genome assembly
AAAUAAUGAAUAUGAAUUAAACAAAAUUGGAUUGCUACAAUAAAACACAAGCUGCAAGUUCUGGAGCUAAAGCAGCAAACUCUUUUGUCUCUGGAACUUUGAUGUCCAAUUGGCAUGAAGAGGCUCAAUUAAAGGAAGACACUGGAUUUGGAAGAGCUCCUGUUCCUUAACAUAUAAAAAAGAAGCAUACAGAUCUGAUGCUAAAACCUCCCGAAGAAAUUCCUCUCUACAAGGAACCCAUAAAUCAACUUGAUACAACAACUAGACUAUUUGGUAAAAUAUAACCUGACAUUCCAAAACCAGCAUCACAAAAGUAAUAGAUUGAUAUAUUUAUAGUGUUGGAGGUACUGUAAACAGAGCCGAUUUAGUACCCAAAGUUGGUAAGAAAGCCUAAUUAAUUGAAUAAUAAUACCUGUAAUAAAUUCAGUCAGAGUUGGACUCUCGAGAAGCAGACAGUUUCAGUUAAACAUAAUAGAGAUAUUUUGAAACAACAUGCAAAUAAGAAUUCACUUAGGUAAGAAUCAAUAUUUACAUGAUUAGAAACCAAUAGAAAAUAACACUAUUGGAAGAAGAGUGAUGAGAACACAAAAUGGAACUGCAAUAGAUGGAGACAAAAAAGAUGUUGAUUUGUUGAGUGACAUGGGAUUUUAUUAAAAGUAUCACUACUAACCUACCCUAUGAUAGACCUCAACUGUCAACUGAUUAAUAAUUGACAUCAGUCUUACCACAAGAAUCAUAUCUAACAGCAAAACCUAUCACAUUUUAUUCUGAAAAGCAAAGCUAAGGAAUCAUCUAUCAAUCUAAACCAGUCAAUGAAGUUAGGCCCUUUCAUAAAACUGAUGACUUUGUUAAAACAUUUCAUCACUUCACUCAUGUUAAGAAUUGAGAAAAAUUUGAAUAGCUAAUUAUGCAGGAU